AUGACCAUGCAUAACCUCUUCACGAAGGAUAGCGUGCUACCAAAGGAGUUGCUCACCACUCUUGACACUAUUCUUGGUGGGGAAUGGUACAAACACUUCUUGCAGCUUGGAAUCUCACAGCAGAAUGUUGAUGAGAUCCUGAACAAGCUUCUGCACAAAUUCGAAGACAUGGAUAUGGAACAACUAGUUGUUCGUGGAAAGCGAUCCAACUUCUAUGCUCCAUCUGAAAUCUUCAAACGCAUCUACGAUAAAUUGCACUUUGUCAGACGUAGCCACGAUAAGGAAGAGCCCCAUGUAAUGCUCUACAUCCGCUACAAGGACAUGGACUAUGCCUUCCUGCCUAUCGAUGUUGACACCAUUCCGACAUUCUUCAAGGAGAUGAUUCGUGAUGGAAAGCUUGAACUCGACGAGAUUGAACGCCUCCUCGCCACAGGAACACACUUCAGCAAGACUGGCGGACUCUUCUUCUACGAAUACGUGAGGAAGAUCCCAACCACCCUCGGUCUGCCACUUGUGCUCACCUCGAAGAUGCCAACUGUUGGAACUGUCCACGGUCAGAUCAAGAUUGAAAUGGAACCAAGAGAGUCUAGGACCUUCGACGGACUCCGACUUCAUCUUAUCCUUAAGCCAAAGAUUGCCACCACCCAUGUUGUCAAGGCCACCAUCAUGCAUCCAGUUGUUGAGACUGGAUUCAAGAUGCUGCAUUCUGCCAUGUUCGACCACCCAAUUGAGAUUGAGACCGAAGUCACUUGGAGACACCAGCUUCGUCUCAAGACCAUCUUCCGCCCGCUUGAGCACAAGAAGAACGUCCUUCACCUGCAGAGUCGCCCAGUCACUUUCGUUCGCCACAUGAAGAAGGUUAGUCAUGCAUAUCUGGAACCACAAGAGGUUACCGUCCACCUCCGCGAGCACCUCUACCCAGUUAUGUCAUUCGAAAACACCUAUCUAAAGAGAUAUGGACACAAGAUCAUUGUCACCGGAACCAUGCAUCGCCCAAUUGUUCGCAGAAUGGAGAGCCUGCUCAACCCUGUCCUAGUCGGAUACAACACCAUCGACGUCCUUGUUGAGCCUACCGAAGACAUUACCAAGGAAUACGUUUUCACCAUGGAGAUGGAAGCAUUUGUCCCAGAAAGGAUGGAGAGACCAGAAUUUGACAAACUUUUCAGAACCAACGACGAGUUCUUUGAGAUUGAAAAGAUGGAGCCAAGACAUAGGGAAGUGCGCAGAAAUGAACUCACCACCUACCUGAGGAACUUCCAAAUCGAGAAAGCCUACCGACACCGCCUCUUCUGUAAGCUUGAGACUGUCGGUCAGCGUGAGAAGCACGAGGUCAAGAUGGAACUAAAGGCCGUCUGCGACAACAAGUACAGAUUCUGCCGCACAAACCUCUACCUUCACCGCACCCCAUUCGAGAAGGAAACCCACCCAUGGGAACUAAGACUUGAUGCCCAGACCGUCUACCCACAGAUCCCUAGAACAAUCGAGGAGCUGAAGAGGAUGUUCAACCGUGAAUUCCAUGGAAUCAUUGACGUUGUGUGGGGAAAUGAACGCAGAAACACUGCUUUCAUUCGUUUACAAGGUGAGCAGACCCCAGAACAGAAAAUGUGGAUGGAAAAGUUCGAGCGCAAGGAAAAUAUGCUGACUGAGAUGGAGAAGCUAAGAAUCGCCUCCGAUCGCAACCUUUACAAGGUGAUGGUGAGAUACGAAUUAACUCCUGAGACUGAGCACUACAUGCAUAAGCUUGCCAUGCUCUGCGAAACUUGGAACAUGUGGAAUACGGAGUACAAGAUGGUCCGCAACGAGGACAAAGUGCUUCGCAUGCAGCUGGAGAUCGAACCGCUGAAUCGCCGCACUUUCGACCUGUUCAUUGAGACUCCAGAAAAGCGCAUUGUGAAGAGGAAUCUCAUGUUGCCAUUCACACUUCCUACACUGAACAUCCAUGACAUGCAUCUGCUUGAGAAUGUCGAUGUCAGAGAUGUUGUUCGCCAUGUUGUCAAGCACAAUCGCGCCGAGUGUGUUGUAAAAAGCAAAGAAGUGAACACCUUCGACAAUCUCCGCCUCAGGACCCCACUCACUACCUGUUACACCAUCCUGGCUAAAGAUUGUCAUAAUGAGGAGCCACGCUUUGUCGUUAUGAUGAAGAAGAUUAUGAAGGACCGUGAAGAGAAGGCAGUGAAGAUUGUCACUCCUCGCGAUGUCUACGUACUGAAGAUGAUCAACAAUGAGCUCGUUGUGAAGGUCAAUGACAAGAUCAUCAAUCAUGAGGAGUUAAGGAGGUACAGAAUCGAAAAGAUCGAGGAGAAUCUCUACAAGAUUGACAUCGAGGACGUCGUUGUGCUGUUUGACGGAUAUGAGUGCAACAUCAAGCUUUCGCACAUGUACAAGAACAUGCAGUGCGGAAUCUGUGGACACUACGAUGGAGAGAAAUGGAAUGACCUCCGCCGCGCCGACAACGAAGAGACCGAGAUGGUCGAGGACUUCCAUCGCAGCUACAUUGCUAAGGAUGAGCACUGCGAGAUCGACGAGGUUGAAUUUAAGAAGGAGCGCAACCAUCGCCUUGAGAAGGAUCUGAGAAACCGCAACUACCGCUUGAGGGAAGAGGACGAACUCAGAGACGAAUAUCGCGAGGACAGACGCCGUUAUGAAGACGAAAGAGAACUGAGACACGAGAAGAAAGAGCAUUAUGAGGAGGAGAGAUACAUGACCGACUAUGAGGAGAUCGAGCGCAAGCCCAUCCUUCGUACCCAUGUUAUCGAGCGUGAAAGCCGUGUUUGCUUCUCCGUUGAGCCUGUUCGCGAAUGCCCUAGAGAUACUGUUGUGAAGAGAGGCGAGGAGGAAGAGAAGGAAGUUGAAUUUGUCUGCCUCCAUGAGAACUCCAUCACUAGACGCCUUCUUCGCCAAGCUCGCGAAGAGGUCAUUCCACGCCAUCUUCUUGAGGGAGAAAGAUGGAUGACUACCAUUCGUGUUCCAAGAAUGUGCACCGUCUAUUAA
Strongylus vulgaris is the source of this 2991-nucleotide messenger RNA. Lineage: Eukaryota; Metazoa; Nematoda; Chromadorea; Rhabditida; Strongylidae. The record is from the annotation of a GenBank genome assembly.